Fusarium verticillioides 7600 is the source of this 480-nucleotide messenger RNA. RefSeq lists its product as hypothetical. The coding region runs from base 1 to 480 and encodes 159 amino acids. The transcript is spliced from 2 exons. The record is from RefSeq and is a predicted model, not a curated record. NCBI's taxonomy places the organism in Eukaryota, Fungi, Ascomycota, Sordariomycetes, Hypocreales, Nectriaceae.
AUGCAUGGCAUGGGCUUAGUUGAUGAACUACAGUCUUUUGGGACAGAGGGUAAUAUCCUCUUCUCAGCUGGGAACCGUUCUCGUGUUACCCAUUCUCGAUCCACAGCUAAGCCUUCCGAAGCCGUAGCUGUGAUCGAGACUGGCACUGUUGAUAAAUUUGGAUUUGGCGACACUGACCUUGCUCUCAUGUGUGCCUCUCACUCAAGGGAAGACUUUCACAUCACGCGCACCAAGAAUAUGCUGAGCAAGAUCGAAGCAGAGGGUGGUCGUCCUGCAGUUUCCGAAGAGGUGAACAGUGAGUGGAUAAAGACUAGGUUUGUGCCAACAGGAAUAUGUAAUAAUUGCUCCGGAAAGCAUGUUGCCAUGAUGGCUGGUGCUGAAGCAUUGGGAGCUGGCGCUAAAGACUGUCAUCUGCCGGACUAUCCUAUGCAACUUAAGGUCAAAAGAUUUGUCAACGACCUGACAUAUGAUCCGAAGUAA